CAUAAAAGUCUUGGAUUUCGGGGGCCAUGCAUCGCGCGUUCUCGUUCCCGGUGACUGUGGAGCGCAGUCGGACUAAGGAGCGCCUGGAGGCGAGUCUGACCGGGCUGUGCGAGCUGGAGCUCCGCAAGCAGCGGCAGGAGUGCCUGGUGCUGGGGGCGCUGGCUCUGGGAGACCCUCUGCUCGAGGACCGCUCCAGAGGAGAGCUGGCGUGCUUCAGCAGCUGGGGCCAGGAAAACUUGACACUGAGGCGCCAGCUGAGUGCCCUUCAGAGUUCUCCAUGGGGCCUGAUGCAGGCGCUGGAACAGCAGGUGGGAGAGCUGAGGAUCGACACGGAGGAUGGCUGCCAUGAUGGCGCCCAAGGAGACGCAGGCGACAGUCGGCCCAGUUCUGGGUUCUAUGAGUCGAGUGAGGGUCAAUCGCCUAAAGGAAGGUCUUGUUCCACCGAGCCCACAGAGACAGCCUCCCCGUGGGCACACACCAACGACAGGCCGAAGUCUGUGGGAGACCCCUUAAUAAUGAAUGCAGAAUUGGAUGUGCCAGUCCUACGCACCACCCUACCCCGCUCUUUCUCUGCCCCGUACCCGCUUCUGGAGGGCAUCGCCGAGGAAGGCGCAGCGGUGGACUUCUGGCAGUGGGACAGCAGCGGAGCCAGCGGGGCUUGGCAGCAGCCGCCGGCGGAGGGUCACGUCACCGAGGAGGACUACGAGCAGGCGUUGAGGGUCGAGGGUUACAUCCUGAGUCUCGUCCAGCGUCACACCCUCGCACCGCGGCCGUGUCAGCCCCGCACCACCCUGAGCCCCGAGCCCCCGCACUGCGGUGCCUCCGGACACAGCUCCCUACACAGGAGAACUCCUUCUCUUACCACAGAGCAACACUCUCCUGACCCCCACUUCCAGGCCCACGUUGACCUUUCAGCAAACCCUAAGGGCCAGGGCUGGGGUUGUGACCUGCAGGAGGGGGAGGCCUGUGGAGGAGAGGCCCCAUCUUUGGAGGAAGACUGUUAUCUUGCUCUGCCCCACCCCCAGUCCAGGCCACACUCCCUGGCCGAGAGGCUACAGCCACCUUUGCCCCCCCGGGACCCCAACGGCGGUCCUGGGGCUAUUGGUAUUUAUUGUGAACCCCCAUCCCCCCAGCAUUACUUUCAUCCACAACUCCCUAUUCUUCCCAAACCCACUUUAGUCAGUGCUCAGUAUAUCCCUGGACACGCCUGCCAUGCCCCUCUGCGCUCCCCCAGACACUACAACCCGGAGCAAGCCCAGCCGAAGCCCAAUCGCGUGGUCACCUCUCCUGAACACCCAAAGGCCAGAACUUCGAAGAAGAGCCACAACGAGCGACAGAGAUCCAAGAAAUCGAGCAGUAAAGCCAGUCGCUCCCAGUCUGAAAACAGCCUGCUGGGCCAGCGGGUGUUGCCAGAGCGCCGGUACAGCACCACCGAGAGGCACCAAGGCAGAGGGGAUCUCGCUCAGAACCAAGGCCAAGUCGCUGGAAGAAAGGCGGGCAACGCGGGCGACAACGGGAGCCGCCGUUGGUGCUCCAACCUGGAGCUCAGCCAGGACGAAGGGGAGACGGCAGCAGGGCCGUCGCACCGACGGCCGCCGCGAAAAGUUCGGCCCAGUCAGUCUUGUCCCCAUUCCCAACAGCAGAACUACCAGCAGCAGCAGCACAGCCAGCGCUGGCACCCCGGCCUCCAGGAGAGAGCCCCUCUCUGUCACGGAGAGGGGGGCUACGCCGCCCCCGCCCCCGCCGGGUCCGAGUCCAGCAUGAGCGAGGUGUACUCCCCGGCCUCCAGCUCGCUGUCCAGCGACUCGGACGAGAGCGGGGGGCUUGUGUGGCCCCAGCAGCUGCCGCCACGCCUCGCUUCCACCUCCUCGUCAUCCUCACCUUCACCACAGGCGGCUGCCAACGCCCCCUCUCAACCAAAGGCCUUCGUCAAAAUCAAAGCCUCCCACGCGCUCAAAAAGAAGAUCCUCCGAUUCCGCUCCGGCUCCCUCAAAGUCAUGACUACCGUAUGAGGAAAUACUCGUUGAAACCCAGAAGCGUUUCUACGGUUAUAAAGCCAUUGCCAUAGCAACACUGUGGCUGCUACUCUCGGUCACCAAUCAUUUGUUAACUAACCCAUCCAGAUUUGAUAUGCCACCUACCUCUAAUUUCAGUGCGUUUGUAAUGAGAGACUUUUACAGGAUUAAAGAUCACCUGGUGAAAUGGAUCUUGGAGUUGACCGCCAUCAGCCUAGCGGGCUUUGUCCGGCUCUAGUUGGUGUGAUGUAUAGUUACGCCAGUUUGUAAGUCUUGACGCCGGUCGGCCUGAUAGUCAAUUCCUCAUCGAGUAAUUCAUUCUUACGGUGUUUACACAACAAAUAGGAACAUUGUCAAAAGCUUCAAGUCUUGCCAAACACCAAAGCUCUAGAAAUGAUGUAGAAAUGUGAAAUAUGGGUACAUUCAAACUAUUAAGACAGGUCCACAAUUUGACAGUAAUAUUCUUGGACGUUUCCUGGAAAGAAGUGUGAAAUGAUUCACAUUAUUAAUAGAAUAUUCCUUCAUGAUUGGAAAGUUCAUGCUCACAAUGUGCAAGGUUAUCUGAUUUUUACUGCACUGAAUAUAAGCCUGGAACUAAUUAAUUCAUGAAUUAUUCAUUUGAACACUGUCUCUAUUUUCUAAACAAAUCAGAACCAGAUUUCCGGGAAUUAUUAGGUCAUCAUUCUGAAACUACAGACCCAUGAAAUGAAGCACUACUAAAAACACGGCUUCCGUGUGUGGUAGAACUUGAAGCUUUAGAGUCAGGACUUGUCUCGCAGUGAUCUCGUGUCCUAUAGAGGAGAAAGGCAGGAGUGAGUGAGUUUAAAAUGGGAUGGUCUGAGUGUUAAUCUCUACGCAGGUACUCAGCCUCUUUGUAAACUGCUACAGGAACCAAUGAGCAUCAACAGGUCUGUGAGUAAAACAUGGGGUUAUAGAGGCCAUAGUAAGGGGCCGGUGUAUAUGCAUGCAUGCACAUACAGUAUGUAUAAGUGCACAUAUUAAUUGAAACAUAGGGACACAGAAUUGGACACUCUUGUAAAUAUGUGUGUUUCUGUAUAUACCAUCACGUGGCCUUGUUUGGAAUGAAUGUAGUUUGUAAAUAAAGGCUUUUUCUCUCUUA
Messenger RNA from Pseudoliparis swirei, 3135 nucleotides. Its product is annotated as dapper homolog 3-like. Lineage: Eukaryota; Metazoa; Chordata; Actinopteri; Perciformes; Liparidae. Gene Ontology annotation, cellular component: cytoplasm. The transcript is spliced from 4 exons. The record is from RefSeq and is a predicted model, not a curated record. Gene Ontology annotation, biological process: negative regulation of canonical Wnt signaling pathway. The coding region runs from base 27 to 2012 and encodes 661 amino acids.